UUUUAUUGGGUGGUGUGCUUUUCAGCCUUUCGAUUGCGAAUCUUUCAAAAAUUCCAACACCAGUUAAUUCUACUCUAACGGGCUUUCAAACAUUCCAUCCUGAAUUUCAUAAUUUUAAUAUAGAAACAUGGUAUACGAUGCUCUUUUUCACGGCUGUCAUAGGAAUAGUUCUUAGUAUAUUUAUACUCAUAUGGUCGGCAAAAUAUGAGACAAUUAACUUUUUCAUAUACCAUGGCGAAAAAACUCCAACAACUUCAUUUAAUUAUUUGAUUGCUGGUUAUAAUUUCAUAACUGGUACAAUUGCGAUUACUUUUAUUAUUUUUGAUCUUGGAAAAUUCUGGACAGCGCUUGGUGUAAUACAUAAUUUUUUUGAAGUUAUUAUGAUGUUACUUUUACAUCAAGGAGGAAAUUUUGAUUCAAACUAUAAUAUUCUUCCAUGGAGUUUCCUUUACUUAUUAGUAGCCGAAGGAGUAGCUAUUUUAUUGGAUUGGCCUCUUAAUGCUUUUUGGUUUAAAUUUCAAGGUCUUGCUAUUGAUUGGGCAUUUGUUAUCCAAUUUGUAAGAUUAUACAUUGAAACAAAAAAAAAUUAUCGUGAAGGUUAUGACAGUUUACCCCAACACGCCUCUGAUGAUGGAAGGGAAAGGGAAUCGGAAGAACAUGAUCGACCAAAUCAUCAAAUUCAUCAUCAUAAAAAAGAUGGUCAUGUUUGUCAUGUGUCUUUAUUAGCUGUCGCUGCGUUAUUUCACAUAGCGGGAAAUGUUUUCAAUACCCUUUUUUCGACCGAAGGAAUUGC
This is a messenger RNA of Racocetra persica, 793 nucleotides long. The record is from the annotation of a GenBank genome assembly. Lineage: Eukaryota; Fungi; Glomeromycota; Glomeromycetes; Diversisporales; Gigasporaceae.